Messenger RNA from Heteronotia binoei (common prickly gecko), 1758 nucleotides. Its product is annotated as vomeronasal type-2 receptor 26-like. The record is from RefSeq and is a predicted model, not a curated record. The transcript has 5 exons. Bases 1 to 1758 code for a protein of 585 amino acids. Lineage: Eukaryota; Metazoa; Chordata; Lepidosauria; Squamata; Gekkonidae. Gene Ontology annotation, molecular function: G protein-coupled receptor activity. Gene Ontology annotation, cellular component: membrane. Gene Ontology annotation, biological process: G protein-coupled receptor signaling pathway.
AUGCGGCUGAAAUUAAUGUUGCUGCUGUGUCCAAUAGUGUGUGAAACCAAUUCCAUCAACUGCACCGUAUACAACGAUCCCUUUCCUAUUCUUCACAAAUUUUAUCAGCCAGGGGAUUUAUUUAUUGGUGGGAUCGCAUCUCAAGUUGCAGUACCAAAUAGCCUUCUGUCUUUUGUGGAACACCCUACAAGAAUGGUGAUUGAAGACCCUGCGUUAGUAACAAAACACUACCAGCAUAUCUUGGCCAUGGCAUUUGCUGUAAAAGAAAUAAAUGAGAAUCCCAACUUCUUAUCCAACAUUAGUUUGGGCUUCUAUAUCCUCAAUAGUAGCAGUGCUGGAAGGAUGACAUAUAAAGCCACUCUCAACCUUCUUUCAGCACACCAGAAGAUGGUACCCAAUUUCAGCUGUGCUACACAGAAGAUGUUUGUAGCACUCAUUGGAGGACUUUUCUCUGAAGUCUCUGUUAAUAUUGCCGAUGUUGUGAACAUCUACAAAACUCCACAGGUCCACACAUUGUUGAGGGGCAUCUUGUUCAAUAAUAGUGCUGGAGACAUGGUGCAUUUUGAUAAAUACAAUGAAUUAGUUGCAGGUUUUGAUGUUACCAACUGGGUUACCUUCCCCAAUGGCUCAUUUGUUAGAGUAAAAGUGGGAACGCUGGAUCCUCAUGCCCCUCCAGGCAAUGAAUUACAUCUUAAUGAUGCCCAGAUAGUGUGGCACAGAAGUUUUAACCAGGUGGUGCCUCUCUCUGUGUGCAAUGAUCCCUGCCUUCCUGGCUACAGCAAGAGAAAGAAAGAGGGAGAGAAAUUUUGCUGCUAUGAUUGUUUUCUGUGCCCUGAAGGGGUGUUCUCUGACCAGAUGGACCUGGAAGCCUGUGUCAAAUGUCCAGAUCAUCUUUAUCCCAGCAGAGAAAAAAAUCAAUGCAUCCCCAAGAAUAUAAACUACCUCUCUUACCAAGGAACUCUAGGGAUGGUGUUAGCUUUGUCGGCUAUUUCUUUAUCUAUGGUGACAGUCCUGGUACUUGGAACUUUCAUUCAGCAUAUGAAUACGCCUGUUGUCAAAGCCAACAACCGUAGCCUCACCUAUAUUCUUCUCAUCUCUCUCCUGCUUUGCUUCCUCUGUUCAUUGCUCUUCAUUGGGAAACCUGCAAUCGUGACCUGUCUGAUCCGACAAGUGACAUUUGGCAUUGUUUUCUCUCUGGUCCUUUCCAGUGUGCUGGCCAAAACCAUCACUGUGGUUCUGGCCUUCACGGCCACCAAACCAGGAUCCAGAAUAAGGAAAUGGGUGGGCAAAAAAAUGUCACAUUCUAUUGUCCUUUCUGGUUCCUUAAUUCAAACAGCUCUUUGUACUCUUUGGCUCAGUACUUCUCCACCCUUCCCAGAUCAGGAUAUGCACUCAGUGCCUGGAGAAAUCAUACUUCAGUGUAAUGAAGGUUCAGCCGCCAUGUUUUACUGUGUCAUAGGCUAUAUGGGCUUCCUUGCCAUUGUCAGCUUCACCGUGGCUUUUUUAGCCAGGAAAUUACCGGACAGUUUCAAUGAAGCCAAAUUCAUUACUUUUAGCAUGUUUGUCUUCUGCAGUGUUUGGUUGUCUUUCUUCCCAACUUAUUUGGGCACUAAAGGGAAAUUCAUGGUGGGUGUGGAGGUCUUCUCCAUUUUGUCAUCUAGUGCUGGGGUGCUGGGUUGCAUCUUUUCCCCAAAAUGUUAUGUCAUUUGGCUGAGGCCAGAGCUGAACAACAGGGAUCAGUUAACUAGGAAACUAUGA